AUGAGUUCAACAAGCAAAGCGUGGAUGGUGGCGGCAAGCAUUGGGGCAGUGGAGUCACUGAAAGACCAACUGGGUUUCUGCAGAUGGAACUACAUCAUCCGAUCAGCCCAUCACUACGCCAAGUCCAACGUCAGAUCCAUCUCUCAGGCAACGACCCUGGCUCCAGCUUCCUCUGCCGCCAUGACUUCCGGCAAGUUGAAGCAGGCUCAAAAUUCUGAAGAGUCUCUUAGGAAAGUCAUGUACUUGAGCUGUUGGGGUCCUUACUCAUGA
Linum trigynum is the source of this 270-nucleotide messenger RNA. Lineage: Eukaryota; Viridiplantae; Streptophyta; Magnoliopsida; Malpighiales; Linaceae. The record is from the annotation of a GenBank genome assembly.